Monopterus albus (swamp eel) is the source of this 3622-nucleotide messenger RNA. RefSeq names its product anoctamin 10b (gene ano10b). Gene Ontology annotation, molecular function: chloride channel activity. The record is from RefSeq and is a predicted model, not a curated record. Bases 644 to 2722 code for a protein of 692 amino acids. Gene Ontology annotation, biological process: chloride transmembrane transport. Gene Ontology annotation, cellular component: plasma membrane. Lineage: Eukaryota; Metazoa; Chordata; Actinopteri; Synbranchiformes; Synbranchidae. The transcript is spliced from 17 exons.
UUGAGGUAGAGGUUACUGACCUGAAGGCCUCAGACAUGUGGGUGAAUAAGUUCAAGUCACUGAAUGAAGAUUUGGAAAGACUUGCACGACAGCAAGCAGAGCUGGCGAGCAAACACAAGUGGACAGAAAUGAAAAAAACUUCAACCCGCAGACCAGCUGAUUGUCAAAAUUUGGAACGCGCUUCCUGUCACAUACCACACACUGCAGCGUGAGUAUUGCCAUAUUGACCAUGUUUGGCUCUACGUAUGCAUGUGAACAGUCGUUCUCACAUCUAAAAAACAUCAAGACCAACCUACGAUCACGUUUAACAGAUGGAAGCCUCAACGCCUGCAUGAAGCUUAACCUCACCACGUAUCAACCAGACUACAAAGCCAGCAGCAAAACCAUGCAGCAGCAGAAGUCACAUUAAUGUGGUGCAGUAGGACCCUGAGAUGCAGCAGCAGUAAAGCAGGGAGGAGCCUGAAUAUACACCAAACAACCAUCCACACCCUGCAGCCACUGGGAAGUUCCUCUGCAUUCCUACCAUACACGCACAUACUCACAUAUACAAAGACAGAAAACUAGGAGGAACCACACGCUGAGGGUGGGAGUGCUGUAGGACGCAAGACCAGAACCUCAUCAUCAACGUCCUGCCAGUCUCAUCAUGAGUACGGCAGAUGGCGAUGAAGGUGAAGGUGCACGUGGGAGAGGUAGUGAAAGAGCCCGGUGGCCGGAGGAUAAGACCCCAGAGGGAAAGGUGCUGGGCAAAUCGAGUGCUACAACCACUGGACCAGGCUGGACAAAGGUCAGCUGCCCUUGCUGUGUGUCGGAGCAGAUCGAGCCGUUGGUUCUAGUGAAGCUUGGUGCGAAGGUUCGGCCUGAGACGAAGAGGUGGCUCAUCAGACUGAUUGGAGCUCCUCAGAAAGAUGGAGGUGCUGCGUUACUUGCCCACCCAGGCGAGGAUGCCAGUGGUGACAUCAUCGUGGUCGCUGCCCCACGCUGUACAUUACUACGAGCCGUUGAAGAGUUGGGUCUGUGUAAACCUUACCGUGACGGGGACAUGGAGGCCUUCUCCUACGAUGACAAAGACAAUUUUAUAGAGUCAGACAACGUGGAGGUGUUCCUGACGCUAGCGGAGCGACAGUAUAUAGUGAAAUAUGAGCUGGAUGGUUUGUGGGUGCAAAGGGACCUGAAAGUACCUGGCCUGUCCGACAGCUUUGUACUGAAACACAGAGACAGCAUCUGGCAGAAGCUUGUGUCAGCUGGUGUGGUUGUGGACAUGGUUCCCCUCCACAACCCGGGCAAAUUGAGGGAACUUGGUAAAACCUGGUACUCUGGGAAUCAUCUGGCUCAGCCAUUAGAUGCAGUCAAUGAAUAUUUUGGAAGCUCUGUGGGAUUCUACUUCAGCUUCCUUGAUUUCUACACCUGGUCUCUGCUCCCACCAGCAGUACUAGGCCUGUCCAUUACUUACUUCUCUGGUGAGGCUCAGAAGGAGAAGGAGUCAGUCUGGGGCUCAGGGGUCACAACUGCUGAAGAUGAGUCAGAUCUAGUGUUCAGUGGUCAUAUGGUCCAGGCUGUGUUCAGCAUGAUCUGGUCCACGGUAAUCAUGGAGCUGUGGAAACGUCGGAGCUCCACCCUGUCCUACCGCUGGGGGACCCUUAACCUCACAGAGCGCUUCGCAGAGCCCAGGCCCGGUUUCCAUGGUGAAAUCGGGGUCAACCCAGUGACGGGUCGUGUGGAGCCGCUCUUUCCUGGAUGGCAGAGGGACCUACGUAUGGCACUGGUGUCCGUCCCAGUGGUGGGUCUGUUUCUAGGGUUGGUGGUACUGGGGAUGACUUGUUUCUACUGGGGGGAGGCCCAUAUACAGCAGCUACACAAAGACUGGGACUCCCUGCUGACUCAAAUUCUGCUCUAUGUGCCAUCAGUACUACACAUCAUUUAUACAAACAUGUUAGCGACUGUUUACAGGAAUGUGGCUCAGUCUCUGACUGAAUAUGAGAACCACAGAGAGCAGUCAGCCUUUGAGAACCAUUUGACAGCGAAAGUCUUGGUGUUCACCUUCUUCAACUACUUUGCUGUGCUCUUUCACAUUGCCUUCAUCAAGGAGGAUGUGCCUUUGCUUCGUAAGCGCCUUGCCUCUUUGCUGAUAAUAUCCCAGGUGGUGAACCAGGUGACAGAGGUGGUCAUACCUUACCUGGUAGACCGGUUCAUCAGUACCCCCAACAGGGCAGAGACUGAAGAUGACCCACAGGAGGACAAAUUUAGAAACGAAAGCACCCUGCCUGCUUUCCCUGGCCUUUUUGCUGAGUACAUCGAACUCCUGGUGCAGUUUGGGUAUUUGAGUCUUUUCUCCUGUGUGUAUCCUCUGACGGCUGUGCUGCUGCUCAUCAACAACAUCACAGAGAUCCGAACAGAUGCCUACAAGAUCUGCAAACUCUUCCGCAAACCCUUCUCCCCUCCUGUGGCUAACAUGGGUGUGUGGCAGCUAGCUUUCCAGGUCCUGAGUUUUGCCUCCGUCAUGUCCAACUGCUGGCUGUUACUGCUGUCGCCACAGUUACAGGAGCUGUGUCAGCAGGGCAAGAUGAGCUGCACAAGCAUUUUGCUGAUGGCUGUUUUGGUGGAGCAUGUGCUCAUCUUAGUUAAGGUUAUUGUGGCAGUCCUGAUCCCCGAUGAACCAGACUGGAUCCGGAAAAAGAUAGAACGCAUGGAGUACAAAUCCAUUCAGGCCCUGAAACAAUGCUGAGCUGAAGAGUCCUGAUUGCGUUUCAAAGUGUUAAGGUGUGUUUUACGUUGUGCUGUGCUGGCCUGCUACACCCAGAAGACACAGUACCACCUUCAGUGUUGUGUAUAACUUGAAAGGAGAAAACCUUAGGAUCUCCACUAUGGCCACAGUGCAUCCUGCUGAGUCCCCAAUGCUUGCCCUAUACUGUAUAUUCAUAUUAUAUGUAUACUGCAAGUGUAUCUGAAACAUGAGCUAAAAUGUGUUUUUCUUGUCAAUGUUGGACAGCAGAUGGAAUGUCUCAGAUGACCUUUACAAAGUUUAUGUUAUGAUAAAGAAGGUUUUUGUAGGGUUUGUUGAUAAGUUGGGAAAACAGAAGAGUUCUUGGAAAAUCAGUAAGGUUUCAGUGUGUACAGUCAAUAUUUGGUAAGGGUGUGACAGCACAGAGUAUUUAUUUUUUCUGGCUGGAUCAAGGACAGACAAUAAUUGACUAAAUGUUGCAGUUCUUUUCUCUGAUCUAGGGCACUUUCAGGAGUGUUUUGCUCAGUGCUAUCUAGUGAUAGGGUAUAACUAGUGUUCAUAUUUAGGGGACAGUAUCGUCAUCGGACUGAUUCUUACACUGCACUGAUCGCUUUUAUAUCAAAAUUGGUUUAAAAAACAAAAGGUUUAAUAUAAACUGUUUGUAGCAUUUCACCUGGCUUUGCAGUCCCUUUCAGCUCAGCUCAAAGCAAUUUAGUCUUUCACUUCAGUGGUUUUGAAUUUAUGGCCCACAACUUUACCAUGACCCAUUCUGGUUCACCCAUUUAGCAGGUAAUGAGAUCCUGAUAUAUUGAUCAGUGAACUAAGACAAGCUGGCAUAACAGCGAGAUCCUGUGACCUUUAGAUGGAGCCAAUCUAUUUGAUUUCUCUGGGCUAAUAUACAGU